Molecule: messenger RNA, 782 nt
Organism: Pieris rapae (cabbage white)
Lineage: Eukaryota; Metazoa; Arthropoda; Insecta; Lepidoptera; Pieridae
Product: venom serine protease inhibitor-like
Exons: 4
Coding region: 36-488 (150 amino acids)
Source: RefSeq, a predicted model, not a curated record
UUUACUACUAGUUAACACUGAGAUUUCAAUGUUGUAUGUUGUGCUGUGAUUUAAUUAUGUUAGAGAAAUUAAUUGUUGUUCUUAUAUUUUGUUGGAUUUACAGCGUAAAUAGCGGAGUAUUUAAACGCUCUACUUGUGAAGAGAACGAAAUUUAUGCUGAAUGUCACCUCUGUGGUCCAGAAAGAUGCUCCCAACUUGGGUUUCCAGCACCAUGUGGUGGCACCGCAUGUACGCCACGAUGUGUUUGUAUAGAUGGAUUUGUUCGAGAUGAUGAUGGAAAAUGCAUUCCCAAGAUGGAGUGCCCGUCAUGUGGUGGAGACAAAAACGCGAUUACCGGUUGCAGCAACCACUGUGGUAACAAAUGCUCCGACUUCCGGGAGGUAAAUAAAACCUGCCUCUCCGGAUGUCACUAUAACGGCUGCGAUUGCAAGCCUGGAUUUGUUUUUCAUGAAAAGGUGAACCACUGUGUUCUACCAAAUGAUUGUUAAAUGGCACGAGGCGACUCGGUUCAAGAAAGUUUGCGAAUUUUCUUGAUUAUUUCCAAAGAAAAUGGGCAAAAAAUUAAAUAUGCCAUAUUAUUUUUUAAAUAAUAAUUAAUAUUUAUGAUAAAUAUAAUUUUAAUAUAAUCAAAUUCCCUUUUAUUAGAAAUCUGGGUUUAUUUAGAGCCGUGAUAGGUUUAACUCUUGUGUGUCAAAUUCAAUACCUUGCCUGUUUUUUCCAUGCUAGUUUAUAAUUUCUAUGUAUAAAAUUGAUGUGUAUGUGUGUAACAUUUCUGUUUUAAG